UUUGCGUCUGUGCCGACAUCGAGUCGCCGUCCAUUCGCGGCGUCUCUGCCUCUGUCACCACCACCGCCACCUCCGCUGCUGCUGCCGCUGCCACUUGCCGAGAGAAUGGCUUCACAGAUUGACUUGACGAACAUCAAACAGGAAUACGAAGAAGAUGCGAGCCUUGGGAUUUGGCCGGAUUUGAUGGUGAAGGAUGAAGACACUGAGGCUGCUGCUGUUCAGGAUUUGAAGAUGAUUAAACCAGAGGUGGCCAGUGAGAGGCCAGAGGAGACGGGGAGUCCCUACCGGGGUUGCCCGGCCACCGCCGAUCAGAACUUCAUCGAGGUGGAGUUGUCGGAGGAGGACGUUGGUAGCGAAGAAGACGAGGGAAGCAGCCCGGGGCUUCUGUGCGCAGACUGCGGGAGGGGCCUCGGCGGGCGACCGACGACGAGGGCGGGCCGAGGGAAACGACGCGUCGUCGGCCAGACGCUGCGACGCUGCACGCGCUGCGGGAAGAAACUCGGGGCCUGUGCCCCGGGCAGGAGGAAGCGCAGCAGGAAGAAGCCGUGCCUCGCUGGGGCACCUCCGGACGUUCCCGCGCCGGCGGCUAAGCCCGCCCGCCGUAGGGUCGUGGCGAAUGCGAGCGGCGAGAUGCCGCACGUGUGCAAGGAGUGCGGCAAGGGCUUCGUGCAGCUCUCCGUGCUGAAGAACCACUCGCGGACGCACACGGGCGAGAAACCGUUCGCGUGCGGCGAGUGCGGCAAGGCGUUCACGCAGCGCUCCAACCUGGCGACGCACUGCCGGGAGCACACGGGCGAGAAGCCGCACGCGUGCGCCGAGUGCGGCAAGCGGUUCUCGCACUUCUCCCAGCUGGACAAGCACUCGAGGACGCACACGGGCGAGAAGCCGUUUGUGUGCGGAGAGUGCGGUCGGGGAUUCACGCAGCGCUACAGCCUGGAGAUGCACCGCAAGACGCACACGGGCGAGAGGCCGCACGCGUGCGCCGAGUGCGGCAAGCGGUUCCCGGCGCGCGCCGACUUGAACAAGCACGCGCGGACGCACACGGGCGAGAGGCCGCACGCGUGCGCCGAGUGCGGCAAGGGCUUCCUGAAACCGUCGGACCUGAGGGCGCACGCGAGGACGCACACGGGCGAGAAGCCGUACGCGUGCGCCGAGUGCUCCAAGAGGUUCUCGAAGCGCUCCCACCUGGAGACGCACUCGCGGACGCACAGCGGCGAGAGAUCGUACGCGUGCAGGGAGUGCGGCGAGAGGUUCCCCCAGCUGUCCGACCUGAGGGCGCACGCAGCGUCGCACACGGGCGAGAAGCCGCACGUCUGCGCCGAGUGCGGCAAGGGCUUCUCCCAGCCGUCCGCCCUGAGCGCGCAUUCCAGGACGCACACGGGCGAGAGGGCGUUCAUGUGCGAGGAGUGCGGCAAGGGCUUCUCGUAUUCGUCCAACCUGAAGAAGCACUCGAGGAUACACACGGGCGAGAAGCCGUACGCGUGCGCAGAUUGCGGCAAGGCCUUCUCGCUGCGCUGCGCCCUCAACACGCACCGCAGGACCCACACGGGCGAGAGGUUCAUGUGCAGCGAGUGCGGCAAGGGCUUCCUCUACUCGUCCACCCUCAAGAAGCACGCGCGCACCCACACGGGCGAGCGGCCGCACGCCUGCGCCGAGUGCGGCAAACGCUUCGCGCAGCGCUUCGAUCUGGAGCGGCACGCGGGCACGCACACAGGCAAGAAGCCGCACGCCUGCGCCGAAUGCGGCAAGGCCUUCACGACGCGCAACUCUCUCGGCAAGCACUCCCGGAGGCACGCGGCCGGGAACGGGACCGGAAACGCGGCCGAGAACGCGGCCGAGAACGCGGCCGAGAACGCGGCCGAGAACGCGCCCCAUCGUGUCGUCGUCUUGUGCCGCAUCUCGUCGCUGCAAGCUGCUGAUGCGUGGAGCUUCGUAGGUGGAGGUGAAAUUCGCUCAAGACGAGAGAUGGAAUCAAUGGCGUUGCCAUUCAUCAAACAAGAAAAUGAAGACGACUUAAGUUUUGGGACGUUGCCAGCUUUGACAGUCAAAUAUGAAGAGGACGCCGAUGCUGCUUGGCACGUGAGCCUCGUUAAAGCUGAAGGAGUUGUUGAGAUGCCAGAGGAGACGGAGAGUUGCCAGGGAGAAUACCCGGCCACCGCAGACCGUAACUUCAUCGAGGUGGAAUUGUCAGAGGAGGACAUCAGUCAAGACGAGGGACGCGUGCCGGAGCUGCUGUGCGCAGACUGCGGGAGGGGCCUCGGCGGGCGACCGACGACGAGGGCGGGCCGAGGGAAACGACGCGUCGUCGUCGGCCAGAUGCUGCGACGCUGCACGCGCUGCGGAAAGAAGGUCGGGGACGGGAAGGAGCGUAGCAGGAAGAGGCCGUGCCUCAGCGGAACGCCUCGGAAGGCUCCCGCGCCGGCGGCUAAGUCGGGCCGCCACAAAGUGACGAACGCUAGCGGCGAGAAGCCGCACGUGUGCAAGCAGUGCGGCAAGGGCUUCGUGCAGCUCUGCAUUUUGAAGACUCACUCGCGGACGCACACGGGCGAGAAGCCGUUCGCGUGCGGCGAGUGCGGCAAGGCGUUCGCGCAGCGCUCCAACCUGGCGACGCACUGCCGGGAGCACACGGGCGAGAAGCCGCACGCGUGCGCCGAGUGCGGCAAGCGGUUCUCGCACUUCUCCCAGCUGGACAAGCACUCGAGGACGCACACGGGCGAGAGGCCGUUCGCGUGCCAGGAGUGCGGCAAGGGGUUCACGCAGAGUUACAGCCUGGAGAUGCACCGCAGGGCUCACACCGGGGAGAAGCCGCACGCUUGCGCCGAGUGCGGGAAGCGGUUCACGGCGCGCGCCGAGUUAAACAAGCACGCGCGGACGCACACCGGCGAGAAGCCGCACGCGUGCAAAGAGUGCGGCAAGGGCUUUUUGAAAUCGUCGGAUUUAAAGACGCAUCUGAGGACGCACACGGGCGAGAGGCCGCACGCCUGCGACGAGUGCGGGAAGGGGUUUUCGAAGCGUUCCCAUUUAGAGAUUCACUCGAGGACGCACACGGGCGAGAGGCCGUACGCGUGCGACGAGUGCGGGAAGAGGUUCUCCAACCGCUCGCAUUUGGUGACUCACUCGAGGACGCACACGGGCGAGAGGCCGCACGUGUGCAAGGAGUGCGGCAAGGGGUUUGUAGCGCGCACCGAUUUAAAUAAGCACUCCAGGACGCACACGGGCGCCAAGCCGCACGUGUGCGCCGAGUGCGGGAAGGGGUUUUCGCAGCGCUGCGCUUUGAGUACGCACUCGAGGACGCACACGGGCGUGAAGUCGUACGUGUGCGAGGAGUGCGGGAAGGAAUUUUCAUAUUCUUCCACUUUGAAGAAACACUCUAGGACGCACACGGGCGAGAAGCCGCACGUGUGCGGGGACUGCGGGAGGACCUUCGCUCAGCGGUCCGAUCUCGAGAGGCACGCGGGCACGCACGCUCGUCAAAAUUCGCGCGCGUGCACCAAAUGUAAAAUUCGGCACCCGUACCCAGCGUUCGCCGGGUGGGAAAAUCAGGCAAGGCGGGAGGCUCUGCACGGUGCUAGGCCUCGACACCCAACACGCCACUCUGAGAUGGCUUCACACCCCGAGUUGCCUUUCGUGAAGCAGGAAAAUAAAGAAGACAGCUUCGGCCUCGAGAUGUGGUCAGAUUUGACGGUGAAAUACGAAGAGGAGGACGUCGAUGAUGCUCAGGAUGUUAAGAUCAUUAAAACCGAGGGUCCCACUGUGAUGCCAAAGGAGACGGGGAGUUCCCACGGAUGUCCGGCCACUGCAGAUCGAAACUUCAUCGAGGUGGAAUUGUUGGCGGAGGACAUUGGUCACGACGAAGGACGAAUGACGGGGAUGCUGCCGUACGCCAAGUGGCGCGGACAGGAAGACCUCGGCAGGCGACGGGGAGCGACGGCGGACGAACCCGGAAGGACGACGCUCCAAGGCCCCGCGCUGCGCACCAACGUCAAGGGACGGGGCGGGCGGAAGCGGCGCCCGGGUGCGGAUGGGAGGCCGCGUGCGGCAUGCGACAAGCGUGGCGAGGGCUUCUCCCAGCACUCCAAAUUGAAGACACACGCCAGGACGCACACGGGCGAGCGGCCGUACGCGUGCGACGAGUGCGACAAAGGGUUCACCCAGCUCUCCAAAUUGGAGUUGCACUCCAGGACGCACACGGGCGAGCGGCCGUACGCGUGCGACGAGUGCGGCAAGAAGUUCACGCAGCGUUGCAACUUGGAGACGCACUCCAGGACGCACACGGGCGAGAGGCCGCACAUGUGCGACGAGUGCGGCAAGAGGUUCACGCAGCGCUCCAGCUUGGAGAUUCACUCGAGGAUGCACACGGGCGAGAGGCCGCACGUGUGCGGGGAGUGCGGCAAGGGAUUUGCGGCCCGCACCUACCUGAUCAGACACUCGCGGACGCACACGGGUGAGAGGCCGCACGCGUGCGCCGAGUGCGGGAAGGCAUUCGCGCAGCUUUCCGACUUGAAAACCCACUCGCGGACGCACACGGGCGAGAGGCCGCACACGUGCAAGGAGUGCGGCAAGAGGUUCACACAGCGCUCCAACUUGGAGACGCACUCCAGAACGCACACUGGCGAGCGGCCGCACGCGUGUGAAGACUGUGGGAAGAGGUUCACGCAACGCUCCAAUCUCGAAAUGCAUUCUAGAACGCACUGGCGAUGAUGCUGCGGCCCAUGAGAGGAUGUCACAGCAUUGGACAUGUAAGCCGGUUCGCCCUGUGCGAGAUGCCCUUUCUGGGGGUGCAAGACAUGGGCAGAUUUUGUUUGGACGGUAAAUCAUCGAAACAAAUUAAGCACGGGCACGUAGGUACAACUUCCACGUUGUACUAAUUACCUUGAUGUGGACCAAUCCGUUUUAAAGACGAUGCAUAUAUUAUCAGAGCAUAUUCUCUGCAUGUUCACAAGUACGUGUGGUUUAAUGCAGACAGGAUUCCUUGAAAACGGAUUCUGUUUGGUGUUUUAAAAUCUUAACACCUGUUUUAUUACCAGAAGGGGUAAACUCUAUUGUUAUACAACUGCCUUGUUUCAUGAAACCUACGUAUUUAUUAACAUAAAUGUUUUUUCUAUUGAGAACCAAAAGGGUGCAAGGCUGCAGUAAAGGUUAAGAACCAUUGAUCUAGAAGCAUUCAACAGCAUCCCAAAGCCGUGUGCGACUGUGCUACCCCGUGGCAGCCGUAUUACAAACCACUGCGUAUUCAUACUGGCGCUGUGACGUACCAUUCUCUCGAUUGCAUUACUAUAUCCAAAUCGCAAUCUGCGUUAUAUAAAAACAAAAAUGUGUUCCCUGUGUGACCCGUGCCCGUGCCCACUGUGCCUUGAUCUUUCCUGGCCAUGACCGUUAUCAAG
Lethenteron reissneri (Far Eastern brook lamprey) is the source of this 5384-nucleotide messenger RNA. Its product is annotated as zinc finger protein 850-like. The record is from RefSeq and is a predicted model, not a curated record. NCBI's taxonomy places the organism in Eukaryota, Metazoa, Chordata, Hyperoartia, Petromyzontiformes, Petromyzontidae. Gene Ontology annotation, molecular function: DNA-binding transcription factor activity, RNA polymerase II-specific; RNA polymerase II cis-regulatory region sequence-specific DNA binding. Gene Ontology annotation, biological process: regulation of DNA-templated transcription.